Heterostelium album PN500 is the source of this 2841-nucleotide messenger RNA. Its product is annotated as Putative calmodulin-binding protein. The coding region runs from base 1 to 2841 and encodes 946 amino acids. The transcript has 2 exons. Lineage: Eukaryota; Evosea; Eumycetozoa; Acytosteliales; Acytosteliaceae. The record is from RefSeq and is a predicted model, not a curated record.
AUGAAAGACUUAUCAACAUUUCCUCUCAUUCUAUUACAAAAAAUUAUAAGUUUUGUCGAUGACCCAAUAGAUCAGAUAUGUUUCACUCUUACUUGUAAACAAUGUUUUUAUCAGUUACCAGAAAAGUAUACUUUCAACACCACAGACAAAGAGUUAUACGACUCGUCUCACUACAAUGGUGAAUUCUUUCUAUUGAAAUCCUUCAAAUCUCCCAUUCUUAAAUCUAUUGAAACAAAAAGUUAUAAAUUAUCUUAUUUUUAUGAAACCAAUUAUCAGAUCUAUAAAAAGAAUCUACCAGUUGGAAUCACUCAUUUGGCAAUCAACGAGCUUUAUACUCGUGAUUUCUACGAGAAUGAACUACCGGAAACACUAAAGUCACUGGUGUUCGAACGGUAUGCUAAAUUCAAUUUGCAUUUCACAGAGGGCUCACUUCCACAAUCGCUUCGUGUAUUGACUCUUGGAGUUAUGUUUCAACAGCCUAUCUAUGCCGGUGACUUUCCACCAUUGCUGGAGGAGCUAAAUUUCGGUGAUGGCUACGAUCUUCCAUUUGAAGUCGGUGUACUACCGCCGGCACUAAAGACUCUCACUUUUGGCCAUUCGUUUAAUCAACCACUGAAAGAGUCGGUUCUACCCAAUGGAUUGACUAAGCUCGUUUUCGGUGAUAAGUUCAACCAAACACUCGAACAACUGCCACCCUCUAUCACCAAGCUGACGGUGGGUGCCAAUUUCAACCAGCUGAUUCCCGAGAGAACGCUACUUCCAAAACUGCGCAGUCUUACUCUUCACGGCAGUUAUCCACAUCUGUUGGCACUGCCAUCGGUCGAUAAACUCAAGUCAAUUGGCUACAUGAAUACACCGCUGCUGACACACCUCAAAGGAAAUCUCAUUGCUGAACACAACGGUCCGUUGCUACAAAAGAUCAGUUUCGAUAGAUUCUACAAUACCAGCAAUAUUGCACCUGGUCUCAUACCUAGCUCUGUUGGCGAGAUUGUAUUCGGUUAUUGGUUCAACUCUAACUUGAAAGUCGGAGUGUUUCCAAAUGGUUUGACCAGAUUGGAUUUCGGAAAUACAUUCAAUGAAGUUCUGGAUGCUGGAUUGCUGCCACCAACACUACUGUCACUACAGCUAGGUGGCCGGUAUCUUCAUAAGCUGGUGCCAGGUGUACUUCCAGCAUCUUUGGAGUCACUUGAGUUUGGUACAGAGAAAAGUAGAUACACACGCAAAGAGUUGUCGUUGGCAGUGCCAGCUUCUCUAACCUACUUAGCAUUGCCUAUUGGUUAUAACGAUGAUCUACCCCCAUUUGUAAAGACUGUUAAGUUGCUAGAGAACACUGCAUGUCCAAAACGUUGUUUGAACUACUCAAUGUUUGCUACACAACCAUUUGGUUCAACCAUCGAAAUGAAAGUCAACGUUUAUGAUUCAAUACAAAUAAGACGUUUGGACAAUAGAUAUUCAUUGGUUAUCUCUCAGUAUAUAGAUGGUGGAUAUAUAGAAAGUAAAAGACUAUCGGAUGGUUCAUUCUUUGAGGAGAUCGAAUGUAUAGACGAGUCUGAUUCGGAAGAAGGAGAAGUCUAUUAUGACCAUCAAGUAGAAUCUAUGGACCAGGACGACGAUAGUAAAUCGAAAUGUUAUAAUCUAUAUAUUGAUUCGGAUCGUGACGAUACCUCUGAAGAUGAAGCCGAUCAAAUGUUGUAUGCACAACAACUAAGAAGAGAUAGAUCUCAAGAACAACAACAACAACCAGUUCAAAUCCCAUAUCCACCACCAGCGCAACAAUAUAACGAACCAUUGCCAUUUGGAUUUGGAUUAGGAGUUAGUUCAGUGCCACCACAGACAACAACACCAACAACCGGAUCAUCAUUUGGAUCGACAACAAACUCAUUGGCCCAACCAGCACCAUCAAUGCCUUACUUUGGACCUGGAGUUACGAAUGUAUCGUACGGAGCUUUUGGAUCAACAUCGAACUCACAACAACCAACAACCGGAUCAUUUGGAUCGACAACAAACUCAUUGGCCCAACCGGCACCGUCGAUGCCUUACUUUGGACCUGGAGUCACGAAUAUAUCGUACGGAACUUUUGGAUCAACAUCGAAUUCACAGCAGCCAACAAUUACACCACCGCCAACGCUUGGUCAAGGAGUCACAUCUGUAUCACAACCUUCAACCGGAUCAUUUGGAUCGACAACAAACUCAUUGGCUCAACCAGCACCAUCGUUGCCUUAUUUUGGACCUGGGGCAACGAAUGUAUCAUAUGGAACUUUUGGAUCAACACCGAAUUCACAGCAACCAACAAUCGGAUCAUUUGUACCAAUAAACUCAUUGGCUCAACCAGCACCAUCGAUGCCUUAUUUUGGACCUGGAGCUACGAAUGUAUCAUAUGGAACUUUUGGAUCGAUUGCAACAAACUCUGCUGGCUCGCAACCCACAUUCUCUGGAUUUAAUGGAACUUUUGUAUCAAUGUCAAACACACAAACAACAACACCUUUGGGAUCAACAACAAAUCCUCAGCCAACAGCUUCAAACCCUAAUUUCACAGCCAAGCCAGCUAAGCCUGCACCCACGAACUUCACAGCCAAACCAGCUACACCAAUGAAUUUUACGGCGACUUUUAUACCCAAGCCAGCUAAGCCUGCACCCACGAACUUCACAGCCAAACCAGCUACACCAAUAAAUUUUACAGCCAAGCCAAUGAACUUCACAGCCAAAUCAACUGGUUUUGCAAUUGCCCCAUCACCAGUAUCAGAGAAUCCGCCUAAUACCAAUACUACUGAUGAUGCCGUCUCAGUCGAUAAAGAUAAAGAAAUGACAGAUCCAAUUGAUUUAGAUGAUAAUUCAAAGUGA